AUGGGUGAUGUGUACGAAAACGGUACUGGAGACGAGGAAGCAGGCGCAACUGCCGCGCACCGGAAUGAGGAGAUAAACGCUACCGGCAACAGAGAUAGCUACGUACCCUUUGACCCGCUCAAGUCCCAUGUAGACGAUGAGUUCGCCGAGUUUAGCACGGAUGCAGGCCAAGGCUCCUUCUUUGAAGGACAAAGAAUGGAAUCAAAAAGCGUCGAGGUUUCGCUUAUUCAGCAGCAUACCUUCUCGAUGAACUGGCACGACUUGUGCUUGUCGGUACGACUCAAAACAGGUGGCCCGUUUAAACGCUCGAAGGAGACUGUGGUAAAGCCCAUUCUCAAAGGCAUAACUGGUUACGCGCGGCCGGGUCAAGUGCUCGCCAUUAUGGGGGGUAGUGGCGCGGGUAAGACUGCCCUCUUGUCGAUGCUUGGAGGUCGAAUUCCUGUUGGUGAGUACGAAAUUAGCGGUGAGCUACGUAUCAACGGGCACGAACGCGACGUCAACAUGUUCCGCCGGUACACGGGAUUUGUCGAGCAGGACGCUCGCGUGUUUGCUGACCUCACCGUACGUGAACAGAUCGAGUUUAGUGCGCAGUGUCGUUUGCCCGCCUCGAUGCCCAUCGAGAAGAAGAUGCGGCGCGUGGAGCAGGUGAUCACGGAGCUGGGCCUUGCAAACGCCACCAAUACUUUAAUCGGGAACGCUGUACAGCGAGGUGUCAGUGGCGGUGAACGCAAGCGCGUGAACAUCGGUAUAGAAUUGGUGACGAACCCGCCACUACUGCUCCUGGAUGAGCCGACCACCGGCCUGGACUCGUUCCAGGCACAGGCGGUGAUGCUCACGAUGUUGCGGCUAGCGAGACGCGGGCGUACGAUCAUUGCAACCAUUCAUCAACCACGUUCGCAGAUUUUCCAGAUGUUUGAUUACCUGUUGCUGCUAAGCGAGGGUCAUCAAAUCUACUUUGGUCCGGCGAAAGAUAUGGUGCCGUAUUUCGCGGCGCUCAAGUAUCCAUGUCCGGCCUACUUUAACCCAGCGGAUUUUGCACUGGAUUUGAUCUCUCUGAAUGCGCGCUCCAAGACACUGGAGAAGCAGACACGGGCACGAAUCAGUUACCUAGCCAAUCGCUUUCUCGAACACAAGUCGGAGGCCUCGCUGCCGCUGGAUGAUCCGUUGGGCGCCAUCGGUGACCUGCAUACCAAAGUAACGCGUAAGGGCGUGUCGCUCUUCUCGUCCCAAGGCGAACCGAACUACGCUGAACCGUGGCCGGUACAGUUUGGGCUCCUGGUGAAGCGCUCCUUCAAACUCAUGGUGCGCGAAAAGGGCACGAACUUUGCGCGCUUCUUUCAGACGAUCAUCUUUUCAGUCGUUUUGGGUUUGAUCUGGUUGAACACUGGACGCAAUUCCUCUGACUUGAACGCUGUACCCGGCGUUCUUUUCUUCCUGCUUAUCAAUCAGGCUUUCGGUGCGUCUUUCGGCGUUGUUUUCUUGUUCCCGCUUGAGCGGGGUAUUGUCUUGCGAGAGCGCUUAUCGCGUUUCUAUCGCGUAAGUGCUUACUUCCUCGCCAAGAGCGUCGCCGAGCUUCCCCGAUUGGUGGUGCUCGCUAUUCUCUUCGCUUGCAUCACGUACUGGAUGGUAGGCUUGCAACCGCAUCCGUCCUCUUUUUUCAUCUUCGUGGUGCUUGUGCUGUUGACGGCCCAUACCGCGGAAUCACUGACCCUUAUGGCUAGCGCCUCAGCGAGUAGCCCGCAAACAGCAGCGGCAAUCGCUCCGGUACUGAUCGUGCUGUCGCUGCUUUUCGGCGGCUUCUUUAUCGGCCCUGAUGUGAUUCCCGUGUGGUUGCGAUGGCUUCGCUUUGUGUCGUUUAUCUACUAUGGAUUCGCGGCUGUCAUGGACAAUGAAUUCGGGUACAUUCCGCGUUCGAAUACCAAUAAUCCACUGGUCACGUACAACAUCAAUUCAUUUGGUAUCGGCGGAAACAUCGGUUUUCUAAUCAUGCUUGAUGUAGCGUAUCGUGCAAUUGCCUUUGUGUUCCUGCUCUAUAACAAGCCGCGACUCCAGAAAAGCAUCUGA
Molecule: messenger RNA, 2064 nt
Organism: Cyanidioschyzon merolae strain 10D
Lineage: Eukaryota; Rhodophyta; Bangiophyceae; Cyanidiales; Cyanidiaceae
Product: ATP-binding cassette, sub-family G, member 2
Exons: 1
Coding region: 1-2064 (687 amino acids)
Cellular component (GO): plasma membrane
Molecular function (GO): ATP hydrolysis activity; ABC-type transporter activity; ATP binding
Source: RefSeq, a predicted model, not a curated record